Hyphopichia burtonii NRRL Y-1933 is the source of this 2451-nucleotide messenger RNA. It is a transcript of the gene MNN4-4, whose product is annotated as Mnn4-4p. Bases 1 to 2451 code for a protein of 816 amino acids. NCBI's taxonomy places the organism in Eukaryota, Fungi, Ascomycota, Pichiomycetes, Serinales, Debaryomycetaceae. The record is from RefSeq and is a predicted model, not a curated record. The transcript has a single exon.
AUGAAUAUUCAACAUAAAUUACCUUUCCAAAUACCUAGGAUACUUAGAUCACGACCUUCUACUAAAUUAGUGAAAUUAAUUUUACUAUCGGUUGUUUUCAUUAACAUUCUUUAUUUUUCAUUUUUUUACCUUGGUGAAUAUAGGGCAUUUUCUGAUUUGACUAGAAUAUAUUCGGAUCCUUAUAGAAAUUCAAAUGAUCAAUCACAAAGCCCUCAAAGUUUAAAUAAAGGUGGUAAAGGAGGAAGAUAUAGUACUGCUUUUGAAAAACUUUUAAAUAAAAAAUUUGAAAAAGUUAAAAGUGAUAAAGAACGUUAUUGGUUAGCUCAUACUGAGUUAACUGAAAUUUCAGUUGAUAUACCAAUUGUUAAUUUUCUAAAACAAUAUCAAAAUAAUAACGAUAAUUCUUGGUUGACCAAAAAUGCUUUAUUUUUCGACCCAAGAUUUACUUUAUCAAUGUAUAUUAAUGAACUUAAAACCAAUUUUUUACAAUUUAAAAAACCUGAUCAAGAAGGUAAAGUUGAUGCUAAUUCUGUUCCAACCAUUAAAUUACCUUUCCAUUGGUCUGAUUGGAUGGAUUUAAGUUUAUUGAAUGAAGAUUUAGCAAAACCAAUUGAUCAAAGAGUCAAUUGUGAUUACAUUAGACAACAUACUAAUAACAAUCCUGAUCCUUCAUAUUUUUGUAAAAACAAUGAUCAAUUAUCUGAUGAAGAAAUUAAAAAAUUUGGAUUUCAAUCUAAAAGUCAAUUACCGGGUUUUAUAAUUCAUGGACACUCAUCUCAUGAUGAUCGUCCAUUCAAUGAUUUUAGAGUUUUAGAAUCAAAAUCUUAUGCUUUAACUCAUUUACCAAAACCUCAUCGAGUUAUAUUAUUAAAUGGUGAUAAAAAUGGUGGUACUUUUGAAUUUGAAGUUGAUUUAAAUGAUAAUACUAGACUAGUUGAAUCAAACAUUAUUAAUAAUUAUCUUUCAAGUAAUAAUUUAGAUUCUUCAAAUUUUAAUGAUAAAACUGUUUUAAACUUGAAUCAUAUCAAAGAAUAUCAACAAUUGUUAGAUUCAGUUAAACCCCGUUAUUUAACUGACGAGGAGGAUAUUCAAGGAAUGUAUAAAGUUUUGAGAAAACAAACCGAUCCAAAACAAUCAAGAGAAUUGGAAUUACCAGCCAAAUUGUUUGACUAUCCAGAGACCAUGAUUCAUAAUCAAAUUUAUUUUUACGAACAAAAAAAUGAUGUACCAGUUGAUAAUUUACCAAUUAACGAACGUCAUUAUUAUGAAGGUUUAAAACAAUGUUCUAAUUAUGAUUCUAAGAAUGAACCAACUUAUUUCAAAAUGGCCACUAUUAGAAUUGAUGAUGAUCGUAAUCGUGACCGUGAAUGGGGGUGGCAUUAUGAUUGGAGAUUUUUCAAUGGUGCUCUUAAUUAUGAUAGUGUUGGUUGGACUCAAUCAGAGUUAAUUGUUAGAACCAAUAUUAUUUUAGAUCGUUUAUUAAGAAAUUGGAAUAGAUUUGCUGAGGAAAAAGGAAUUGUUACUUGGAUUAUGCAUGGACCAUUAUUGAGUUGGUAUUGGGAUGGGUUAAUGUUCCCAUUUGAUGUUGACAUUGAUAUUCAAAUGCCAAUGAUUGAAUUAGCUCGUUUAGCAAAAGAUUAUAACCAAACAUUAGUUUUAGAAGAUCCAACUGAAGGUUAUGGGAAAUUUUUAAUUGAUGUUGGUACUUAUAUUCAUAAUCGUGAUAUUAGUCAAAAUUCAAAUCAUAUUGAUGCAAGAUUUGUUGAUGUUGAUUCGGGUAUUUAUAUUGAUAUUACUGCCUUGGCCAAAUCAAAGGCAAACACUCCAGAAGAAUAUAAUAAUAAUGCCUUGGUCAACAUUAACAAAGGUUUUAACGAUGAUCAAAUUGAAAUUUAUAAUGAUCGUAGAAAACAUUUCUAUACGUUAGAGCAAUUAUCACCAUUAAAAUAUUCAUUAAUUGGAGGGGUGCCAGUUUAUGUUCCUCUGACUAUUACCGAUCGGUUAAUUUUCGAAUAUUCAAAAGGUUUAUCAAGUUAUGAAUUCAGAGAUUGGUAUUUUGUCAACCGUUUGAACUUAUGGUUAAGAAAAGAACAAAUUGCUAAAGCUUUCCCUCAUUACGAUAUCUUAAAUAAAGAUGGUAAUGUUGAUAAAGAUUUACUCUUGAAUAAAAUUAAUCACAUGUCUGAUAAUGAAGUUUUGAAAUUAUUAGAAGAUGACGAUAUUUUGGUUGAAUACUACUUAACUAAAGAAGUCACCGAUACUCAUGCUAGAGAAAAAGAAUUCUUAUUCGAUUCCAUGGGUAGAGAUAAUUCUAAUUUAGACCAAGACUUGAAAUUAAAAGAAGAAUACAAUCAAUUAACUUCAACCUUCAAAAUGUCAAAACCUUUAAGAAAAGCAUUAUGGGAUUUCGAAAACCUCGAAAGAUUAAAACAUCACAAGGAAGAUGUUUAA